AUGAACCGAACUGGUCCCUUCGCGUCAGGUACAUGCAAUGCUCUCCUCUUCAGCCCGGACCUUGUCCUCUAUCCUGGCAACCACUUCUCCACGCUCACAGUCCUUAAAACUCCAUUUCCUCGUGGUAGUGUACAUAUCGUAUCUGCAGAUCCCACCGUCUACCCGUCCAUCGAUCCAAACUAUCCCUCCCACCCUCUCGACCUCAUCGUCAUCUCACAAGCUAUGUUGCAUUUACAGCAAGUCGCUGGCACGGCACCACUACCGACGCAUCUUAAGGAAGGUGGUCAUGUCGUCCAGCCAGGCUUCCAUGAGCUUGACGAGCAGAAUGUGGAGGCUUUUGUGAGGAACAGUUUCAGCAGUGAGUAUCACCCGAUCGGUACCUGCGCUAUGGGACCGAGGGAGGAGGGUUCAGUGGUAAGUGAGAGGAUGGCGGUGCAUGGAACGAGGCGUUUGAGGGUUUUGGAUGCGAGUGUCUUCCCUUUGCAGGGGAUGCGCGGGUUGAAGAGGACUUUGGUGGUGCUGGGGGUUGCGAAGAGAGGGAGGAGGAGAAGGAGUGGCAGGAUCAUUGGGGGGUGGUUGAUGUUUGGGGAGGGGGGCGGGGGGGGCUCUGAUGGGGAGGUGGGAUGGAGUUGGGAGACUGGGAUAGGGUGGGAGUUGCGCGAUAGGAUCUUUCUGAACGAAUUGAGCCGAUCGCUCGUCGCAAAGACUGGGGUUAUAGAAAUGGCGCUUGUUCAGCGAUGGGAGCGACAUUCGGAGAUUUGUCUUUCCACCAUCGACGAUACUCUGUGGCAUUCAGACGUGUGA
Molecule: messenger RNA, 804 nt
Organism: Letharia columbiana
Lineage: Eukaryota; Fungi; Ascomycota; Lecanoromycetes; Lecanorales; Parmeliaceae
Exons: 2
Coding region: 1-804 (267 amino acids)
Molecular function (GO): oxidoreductase activity, acting on CH-OH group of donors; flavin adenine dinucleotide binding
Source: RefSeq, a predicted model, not a curated record